AGAAAGAACCAGGAAACACGUGAGGCCGCCAGUGGGACGAUGAUUGGGAGUAUACUUUGUUACAUUCUUUUUCCGUUAUCACGGUUGAUCUGCAGGUUAACAGGUAAACUACAGAAGCGUGAUGACGCGGAGGAUGGCAGCACCCCUCUCCUAGCGGAUCGGAGAGGGGUACAGGGGAGUUUCAUUAGCCAGGAAGAGAAGGCACUCCUGCAGAAGUGGCCGGGGAGAAGAAGUGUGGGUCAGCAGGGGGAACUGGGGGACACGGUGACUGUUGGGCAACAGCUAGAGCCAGAGGCGGUACCUGCAGAAUCCAGUGGGCAGGAUUCUAAGAGACAGUGUGAUUUUGACAGGACAGCUCGGAGCACGCAGUCUGCAGAGACAGGCAGCGUGGGGCUGGAUUUAGGAAAGCUCCUCUCGGCACCUCCUGCUGAGAGUGCGGAGGGCAUGGGAGACCGUUUUCUUGCAGGAUGGCAUUUCUCUACAGCACUGGGGGACAGGGAGGUAGUGGACUACCCAUCUUGGCAAUUUCAAGGCAUGACCUAUUACCCCCCUGUAGAGGUAGCACCCCUUGAAGUGGCAUGGAGAGAGUGGGAGGAUUUGUCAGGAUCACACUCUCAGGGGCUCCUUCGACAGGAGCCAAUCCAAGAGAGUGAAAGGCAGUUUGAAUUCACAAUCAUGAGCUACAAUAUCCUGUCGCAGGACCUCUUGGAAGUGAAUGCUGAGCUGUAUGCACACUGUCCCCCAGAAAUUCUGACCUGGGAUUUCCGACUGAACAACAUCAUUCAGGAGCUGCAGAAAUGGGGACCAGAUAUCUUGUGCCUUCAAGAAGCUCAAGAGAAUCACUUCUGGGAGCAGCUUGAACCAUUCCUAUCAUCGAUGGGUUAUGAUUGUGCUUACAAACGUCGGACAGGCAGCAAGACAGACGGGUGUGCAGUCUGUUACCAGAGGACCAAGUUUUCAGCUAUCUCUGUCAGACUUGUAGAAUACUUUAGACCAGAUAUAGAACUGUUAGACAGAGACAAUGUGGGACUUGUAGUGCUUUUACAACCAAUGAUGACCGAGGGGCUAGCAGGUGGGGGACAGAGGUCGGAGGUCGGUCCCAUUUGCAUUGCCAACACUCACCUUUUGUUCAAUCCUCGGAGAGGCGACGUCAAACUGACCCAGCUGGCAAUAAUGCUGGCAGAAAUCGACCGGAUGAUAGAUCCAUGGCAGGAGCAGGGCAGGAGCUGUCCGGUUCUACUUUGCGGGGAUUUCAACUCUGUCCCCAACAUGCCACUGUACCAGUUUAUCCGGACUGGUCAGCUUCAUUACCAGGGACUGCCGACUUGGAUGAUUUCUGGACAGGAGGACUGCACAUAUAAACCUUACCAAAGGAAACUGUAUGCCCCCUUGUGGCCAAACAGACUUGGAAUAACUGAAAACUGUCGCUAUUUCACUCAGUGUGAGAAGAAGUCAGACAAGCUCAGAUAUAGCCAUCACUUUAUGCUUCAGUUUCGCUACUGUCAGAUUGCUUGCCAACGGCCUCAUGACCUUGAGCUGAUACAAGGGGUGACGGAUGCAAAACCAGAACGUCCUGAGAACUGGUCACAGGACACCAGUGUGGAAAACAAACUGGAUUCAGAAUCUUACUUUCCAAGAUUCAGAAACACAAUCCGGCAUGGUCUGAACCUGGCCUCUGUGUACAGUCAUUACUUCAGUGAUACAGGACAGCCUGAAGUGACGACCCUUCACUCUGGAUUCGGGGCUACAGUUGACUACAUCUUCUACACCGCAGAGCCGGUCAGCAAUGGGCAACAGGGAGGGCGAAGGUUGCUCCAGGAUGGCCCACUGAAGUUGCUUGGGCGCCUCUCUUUGCUCUCUGAGGAGGACCUUUGGGCAAUGAAGGGAUUACCCAAUGAAAUCUACUCCUCUGACCACAUUUGCCUACUUGCUAAAUUCCGCUUGGACACCAGCUAUUUUUAAACUCCACAACCAGUGGAUAGGAGGUAUAUUUAUGAAGGAUGCAUUGGGAUAAUACUGGCACGAUAUAGAAGGAAAAAAAAAAGUUAUUCAUAUUUUCAGAAGAGCAAUUCUCCAUAUCUGUUGCAUAUACAAUUAGGAAAAUGUAUCCCUAUGUUUAUAAACAAAUACAAAUAAAUGGCCUCCAAAACUCCCAUGUAGUGCAGCAAACAGCAGGCUUGUGUGUCUGCUUUUGUCAGAAUAGGACAUUUUCAUUAAAGGUGAUGUGUUAAGUUUACUUACUAUGUACUAAGAUGCUGAAGCACAUUUAACAUGCAUGCGGAUGGAAAACGGAUGGUCUUUAAUACCUUUUUUUCAUAAAUCUAUAGAUAGUGCCUGUAGGCAACAGGUAGAACUCGUUUCAUUUUGUAGUUUUUUUUUGCUCUAAUUGGGAGUAUAGGGGUUUUAUUACUUUUACAUUUAGGUUGCAAAAUGUAUUCUGGUCGAAUACAGGCGACGAAAUGCACGGCUGAAUUUGAGGUUCAAGAGUAGUCUUAAAACAGUUUGCUAGAUUUAUGUUUUUUGUUGGGUUAAAACUGUUUUUCACGUAUUUUAUGACAAAGAGCAUACACUGUUACUUUUGCAAAAUAAAUAUUUUAUUUGAA
Messenger RNA from Polyodon spathula (Mississippi paddlefish), 2603 nucleotides. RefSeq names its product angel homolog 1 (Drosophila) (gene angel1). The transcript is spliced from 10 exons. Bases 40 to 1962 code for a protein of 640 amino acids. Lineage: Eukaryota; Metazoa; Chordata; Actinopteri; Acipenseriformes; Polyodontidae. Gene Ontology annotation, molecular function: 3'-5'-RNA exonuclease activity. The record is from RefSeq and is a predicted model, not a curated record.